GUUCUAUACGCGCUGCAAUCGAGUCGCCCGUCGGUGCCCCUCGUCUCAUCCGCUGUCGGUCGGUCACGGGGACAACGACGCAAACCGGCGACGACGAUGACGAUGAGUCGUCCGUGCUGGUGUUGCCGGAUGUCGCCGCGAUGAAAGCCUGACCGCCGCCGAUGAUCGUCCAUUCGCGAGCACGGCGACGGGGAAAACGCCCUCUGCGACCGCGGUGCGUUCUCCCUGCCUGACCUGACCUUCUGCCGGAGACGGAAAGAGAAAGAGAGAGAGAAAGAGAGAGAGAGAGAGAAAGAGAAACCCGCUCGCGCGAAUUCAGGGACGAAACGAACACGACGUAGUGCCUACAAUUUAUUGUGCGAUAUCACCCGGUGCGCCAAUCGUCGCGGAGCGCCAUCGUCACGUCGCGACGACAUGGAGAAUGCGGAGAACCGGAGCAGUGCCGUCGAGAUGUCGCGGAAGAUCUCCGAGACAUGAAGAGAGCGCGACCGAGGAUCACAUGGGUUUCUUUGAGUCGUCGGGGCCGGCGGUAGCAGAGCCGUGAUCAAAAUGAACUUGAUAAACAUGGACGCGGAGAACCGCGUGGUUCUGAACGUGGGCGGUAUCCGGCACGAGACGUACAAGGCGACCCUGAAGAAGAUCCCGGCGACGAGGCUCUCGCGUCUGACCGAGGCCCUCGCCAACUACGACCCGAUCCUCAACGAAUACUUCUUCGACAGGCACCCGGGCGUAUUCGCUCAGGUACUCAACUACUAUCGCACCGGGAAGCUGCACUAUCCCACGGACGUCUGCGGACAUCAGGUCGAGCCUUGCUGUUGGAUGACCUAUACGCAGCACCGGGACACGCAGGAAACAUUGACAGUCCUCGACAGAUUGGACCUCGACACCGAGAAACCCACCGAAGAGGAACUAGCUAGGAAAUUCGGCUUCGAGGAGGCGUACUACGAGGGGACUCUUACGUGGUGGCAGAAGCUCAAGCCUCAGAUAUGGUCACUAUUCGAUGAACCCUACUCCUCCGUCGCAGCCAAGAUAAUCAGCAUAGUCUCCGUUUUCUUCAUUUGCGUUUCAAUACUCUCGUUUUGCCUCAAGACCCAUCCGGACAUGCGAGUACCGAUGAUCGUGAACCGUUCGGUAAAGACUGACAACGUAACGUCCUGGGUGGUGGACAAGACCCGCACCAACGCCCACGAUGUCUUCUUCUACAUCGAAUGCAUCUGUAACGCCUGGUUCACCCUGGAGUUCUUGAUACGCAUCACCGCGAGCCCGAAUCGCUGCGACUUCAUCAAGAGCUCGGUGAAUCUUAUCGACAUGGUCGCCACCCUGAGCUUCUACGUCGACCUCGCGCUGCAGCGAUUCGCGGCCCAUCUGGAGAACGCCGACAUCCUCGAGUUCUUGAGCAUCAUACGAAUAAUGAGACUGUUCAAGCUCACGCGUCACUCGUCGGGCCUCAAAAUCCUGAUACAGACCUUUCGCGCCUCGGCCAAGGAGCUCACGCUGCUGGUAUUCUUCCUCGUUCUCGGCAUCGUCAUCUUCGCCAGUCUCGUGUACUACGCGGAGCGCACUCAGUACAACCCCAAGAACGACUUCAAGAGCAUACCGCUCGGUCUGUGGUGGGCCCUGGUGACGAUGACGACCGUCGGUUACGGGGACAUGGUGCCGAAAACGUAUAUCGGGAUGUUUGUCGGCGCGCUCUGCGCGCUGGCCGGUGUCCUCACCAUCGCCCUGCCGGUGCCCGUGAUCGUUAGCAACUUUGCGAUGUAUUACAGUCACACGCAGGCGCGAGCCAAGUUACCCAAGAAGAGACGCCGCGUACUGCCCGUCGAGCAGCCACGUGUGAGGGCACCAGGUGCGCCGCCCGGUGGGCCCGGCGGACCCGGGGCCAUCGGACACCCUGGCUGCGGCCAGCAAUCGUUGCAUCUGCAGUCCGCCGGUAGCACGGUCGCCACUGGGCCCCACGGCAUGGGCCAGACGCCCGGUGUCGGGUGCCCCGGUGGUGGCCAAGGACCGCAGAAUCGCCGAAUGAACGCCAUUAAGACCAAUCAUCCCAAGGAUCCGUUCGCCACGAAAACAGAGGAAGACCGGAGGAAUUGUAACCUACGAACCAACGGGACCAAGAGAGCCGGAGGUUUGGAUUAACCAUUUUGCGGUCGUAGCGCGCUCACAGAGACAGACGGCUAUCACUCACUGGUCGGAAUUAAUUCGGAGCGAACGCGCUUAGGCGUGUACCCCUAAUCAAAGAUUGUCCCCCCGCCCCCCUCCUCCCUGUAAGAUCCGUAAAAAAAAUGUUAUCAUUCAGGAACGCGCUUUGGAAAGAGAGAAAGAGAGUGAGAAAGAAAAAGAGGGAAGGGAAGGAGGUGGGAAAAUAAAUUUAAUACCUCGCUGCAUCGUCCAAGCGUUGCGGCUUCUUGUUGCCCACAAUUUUACAAACGGCUAGGCAAAAUAAACACUGCCGUGGCGAGCGUGGCGGCUGAGCUCCGACCCCGGAAAACAAAAAAAAAAAA
Formica exsecta is the source of this 2501-nucleotide messenger RNA. Its product is annotated as potassium voltage-gated channel protein Shaw-like. NCBI's taxonomy places the organism in Eukaryota, Metazoa, Arthropoda, Insecta, Hymenoptera, Formicidae. Gene Ontology annotation, molecular function: protein binding; delayed rectifier potassium channel activity. Gene Ontology annotation, cellular component: axon; voltage-gated potassium channel complex; neuronal cell body membrane. The record is from RefSeq and is a predicted model, not a curated record. Gene Ontology annotation, biological process: protein homooligomerization; potassium ion transmembrane transport.